Perca flavescens (yellow perch) is the source of this 4527-nucleotide messenger RNA. RefSeq names its product syndecan 3 (gene sdc3). The record is from RefSeq and is a predicted model, not a curated record. The coding region runs from base 552 to 1796 and encodes 414 amino acids. The transcript is spliced from 6 exons. Gene Ontology annotation, biological process: cell migration. NCBI's taxonomy places the organism in Eukaryota, Metazoa, Chordata, Actinopteri, Perciformes, Percidae. Gene Ontology annotation, cellular component: cell surface; membrane.
GCUUCUCACACACAUGUAGGCCAUAUAUAUGCGCUCUCUCUCUCUCUCACACACACCCCUCCUUCUGCCAGACUCCCAGGCCAAGCAGCGUCACCAUACGGAACAUCCUGCCCUCAACGGAGAGGGGGAGGAGAGAGAGAGCCUGAGUGUGUGCACACAGAGAGAGGGGUAGAGAGAGGCUGUCUGUGUAUUAAGAGAGAGAAAGAGACGAGGUCUGGCGUCUCCCGGUAGUAAAUCUAUCAGGUCUCGAGCACAAAAACUCGGAGAGACAGACAGAGAAGAGGGAGAAGAGGCCUCGAAGAACUCUCAUUUCUUAAGCCUAGCCUACUGGUUACCUGGAGCAGCAGCCGCAGCAGCAGCGCGUGAAGCCUCGGAUUAAAAAGACCGACUAGAAGACGGAUGGUCGCGCGGACGGGCUGCGCGCUCUGACGUUGGACAGACUGAGACUGCCGAGACACCGACAGCAAGCAGCAGUAGCUUUUGUUCCCCCCACCUCCCCGACCCGUGAAGGCAGCGGCGGCACCGGGAGGCUGUGACCGCGCACCCCAAUUAUGAAGCUGCCUUGGCUAUUGGCGCUCACAGCGCUGCUUGCUCACACCGCCACGGGACAGACGUGGUCGCCGUCUAUCGAUGACGAAGGCUCAACAAGAGACGAGUUCUACGACGAUGAGGACCUUUACUCGGGCUCCGGCUCUGGCUUUCCUGAGAUCAGUAUGAGUCCGACAUCUGCGGGUGUGUCCUUCACCACAGAAGAGCCCCUCCUCCUCUCCACCACCCAGGCCACAGGCCCCGCCCCCUCCGCCUCACCUGCAGUUGAGCCGAGCCCCAACCCGGAGGACCCCACUGCCACCCCGCUGCCCACCGAGGCCGAUGGAGAAAGCGGUGUGUUCUGGGAGAGGGAGAGAGAGCUUGAGAAGGAGAAAGAGUUAGAGAGGGAGCAAGAGAUUCUGAGGGAACUGGAGAAGGAGAGACGUGAAAGAGAGCGAGAGAAAGAGAGAGAGAGGCAGAGAGAGCGUGAGCUUGAAAGAGAGAGAGAGCUUGAGCGAAUCAAGGCCGCCUCCCAGACCACCGCAGCCCCACGAUCCCCUGCUGCCAUCCCCGUGGUGACCACCAACCCGGCAACCAGCCCUGCAGAAAGUGCAGCGCCCUCUGCCGGUUGGGAUGACCUGAGCACCACAGAAGAGGAAGAAGACGUCUACCUGUCACCUGAGCCCUCAGCGUUUUUCCCAGGCUUCGACCUGGAAACCAUCACAGAGGAAGACACAUCCACCACAACAGAGAUUACCCCUGAGCCCACAACAGCUGCACCCACCACCACCACCGCCGCCACCACUGUCAAAACCAGGGUCCCCUUCAGGCCCAGAGUUCCCAUGACGACUGCUACUCCGGCAGUGCCAACAGAGAGAACGAGCCGCCCACAGCAGCCCACAUCUACACAGGAGGGUAACAACGAGGCGGGUGCUGCAGGACCGAGUGGAGAUUUUGAAAUCCGUGACGAUCGGCGUAAUGAGCUUGGUCGAGGUAUAAUGCCAGUGGAUCCUGAUCUGAUUGGUAACACAGUGGAUGGAGGAAGCUCUGCCGCCCAGCUGCCACAGAAGAACAUCCUGGAGAGAAAAGAGGUCUUGAUAGCGGUGAUAGUGGGAGGAGUAGUGGGCGCCUUGUUUGCUGCCUUCCUGGUGAUGUUGCUGGUGUACAGGAUGAAGAAGAAGGACGAGGGCAGCUACACACUAGAGGAACCCAAACAGGCCACCGUCACCUACCAGAAACCAGACAAGCAGGAGGAGUUUUAUGCAUAACACUCAUAUGCCAGAGAGACACACCGCACACAGGGGGAGAGAGAAAGAGUGAGACAGAAGAGAAAGAUACUCUAAGCCCCUGUCCUCCUCCUCCUCCUCCUGCUCUUCUUCGUCGCCUCCCCCUCAUCUGCUCGCCUCUCCUUAUCUCUCUCUCCUCUUGUCUCCGAAACACUUGAGAGCGCCUCUCUCUCUACAGACUUGGAACUUUCUUUUCAAUGAAAAUGAAAAAAAGAGGACAAAAAAAAGAAAAAAAAAUCCAAAUAUAUUCUGAAAAAAUAACACAUACACACAAGAUGUUUUUAAAGUAAAUGUUGUUAUUAAUAUUCUACAGAUUCUCUUGUUCUGUAUGUAAUGAUAUGAUUAUUUUGUAAGAAAAAAACAAAACACAAGCUCUUAACCUGUGUUUUCCAGCACAAAAAAAGUUCUUCCUCUGUUUUUAUGGAGCGAAUGGAAAGGCAAAAAAGAAAGAGAAGAGUGGCAAGGCGAGCUGAGCGAGACACAAAAGAAAAGGAAAGAGAUGGGCUCGACUCUGCCCCUCACCCCCCGAAAAACACACAGAGCGUCUGGUUGGCCGCACAGAGCCCAGGGUCAAAGGUGAGAGGAAAGGUCUCUUUUGUGCCUUCCAUCGCUCUGGUGCGCAAAGACACAUACGCACAUUCAUACAGCCACAUAAACAAAUGCUUACCUAGAUGCACAUGCAUACAUGCACACUCACUUGUAUCUGCUUUAAGGUGGCUCUGACCUCUCUUUCUGUGCUCGGCCAACCAGAAAACAGUGCUCAACCCUCUGUGUGUUUCACAACGUCGAGGAGCCGCUGUGGAACAUUAGCUGGUCGCAUAGAGGUUUGCUCACGCGUCUAAUCUGCUCCUCUAAGCUGUACAAAGACUAGUUACAAAUAGUAAUAAUAACCAAUAAUAUAUCAAUGUUUUGGGCUGGAUGGUGAAUAAUAAUAAAAAAAAAUAAUAAUAUCAUAAUAAUAAUAUUAAUAAUAACACUUAAACAGGAGGAUGUGUAUUUAGCAGUUUAAAAAAAAAGUUUAUAUGUAAAUAUCAACGUAUCCUUUCUGGCAUCACUAACCAUCUGCAUGAUCAUGAAGAGUUUUUUUAUUCAUCACAUCCGUCAUCACUUUAGAUGAGCUGUGCUCUCGUCAGCCACACACAAACACACACACACACACACACACACACACACACACACACACACACACAACAAGUGCAGACAUAUAACUUGCUGUUUAUUUAAAUACACAACACAGACAGAGUUUACUGUCAUUCAUAUCAUUCAAACACAGAUCAGACCCAUAAUCAUCGUCAUUGUGAUAGUCAUCACUUGUGAUAUGAGCGAGAUCAGGUGGUUUCAAUAUGUUAUUGAUUAGUUAUAGAUCAGUUGUCGGUUGGUUUAGAGUUUGGUCUGUUUGUGUAAAAGCACAACUACGUGUCCAGUCAUCCGAUAUCGCCCACCCCCACCCCACCUCACCUCCGCAAAGCACCUUUUGCAUGCCUCACUUUGUUUUUCUUCCAUCAUUGGCUCUCUGUUUGGGGAUGGGAGGGGCCUCUGGGAAGCGGGAUGGGCUGUAAUGGAAAACAGGAAGUGCGCCUCUGCGUGGGAAGUUGCUCCCACAUGCGCUAAUUCAAUCAAAAUCAUAACUUUUGUCAUUAAAGCAGAGAUGAAACAGACUUUGAAUUAGUGUUUAUGGGGUCAACUUUAACCUGCUGUUGGACUCUGUUUGGGGAGGGGACAAUGGGGGAAAGGGGUUUGGUUUGGGAAGGGGAAUAUGAAAAGACAGGAGGGCUGUGCUUCUAUCUAAGAGAUUGUAACAAUAACCACACCAGUGCGACUGGGCUAGUAGCUUCUAUUAUACUCAGUACUGUAGAACAAAAUGCAUGGGAGUCAAAAUUAUACUAGUCUGGGUGUGUGUGGAUGCCUGUUGUGUUUUUGUGCGUUUGAAAGAAAAGAGGGUUGAGUUUAAGUUGGAAUGUACUGUGGUUGAGUGUGUGUUUACCUACUCCAGCAGUUCUCACGCUCUUCCACAGACAGGUAACACACCUCUUCCACUCCUGUGUGUGUAUGUUGCCUGCCCCCUUGCCAGUGUGAGAAUAUGUGUGUGUGUACACCUCAUCUAAACGCGCCACCUGUGUGUGUGUGUGUAUGUGUGCUUGAGUGCUUCACCUUGGUAUUUCACAGCAGACUCUUGUGUACACUGACUAGCCUGUCGACGUGUGUGUGUGUGUGUGUGUGUGUGUGUGUGUCUGCCUGCGAGUGUUUAGUCUGUUCACUGCUGAAUGAGGGGCAGCUGGUCCCUAACAGUGGCUUUCACACACACUGACUGUGUCUUUUCACUGUCUGACUGUCUGUCUUUCUGCCGCAGGACAGACGGACAGACAACACGCCACUUUCUCACAGGCAGGAAUGAUCUUAACACGUACUGUCUUUUUUAAAGUGACUGUCAAAGUGUAAACGUGUGUUUGUACCCAUCUAAGCCUGCGUAGCCAAAUAAGACGUGUGUGUGUGUCUGUGAGAGAGGGUAAAUUUGUACGUGUGUGAGUGUAGGUAUGCAUGUGUGUGUGAAGCCCAACGGAGGCUACACUACUCUAUGUUUGCUGUUCCCAUUCCUGUUUUUAUACAUUUGCAUUUUUUUAAGGCUGAGUUUCUGUCAUUGGCUGAGUGAGCGAGAGGAGGCGUAUCCUCCACGCCACCGCCCUGUCACUAAUCUGCCACUCUGUUCCAAAUA